Coffea eugenioides is the source of this 4404-nucleotide messenger RNA. RefSeq names its product receptor kinase-like protein Xa21. Gene Ontology annotation, molecular function: ATP binding; protein kinase activity; protein binding. Gene Ontology annotation, biological process: protein phosphorylation. The transcript has 8 exons. NCBI's taxonomy places the organism in Eukaryota, Viridiplantae, Streptophyta, Magnoliopsida, Gentianales, Rubiaceae. The coding region runs from base 1 to 4404 and encodes 1467 amino acids. The record is from RefSeq and is a predicted model, not a curated record.
AUGGAGGCCAUUCUUGUUCAAGACGGAGUUGAUCUAGCGAUUCAUGGAAUCGAGAACAAACCAGAAGAUGUAAAGGAUGCGGAUUUCGCUGAUAUGGAUAAAAAGGCUAGAUCCAGCAUAAUUUUGAAUCUCUCCAAUGAGGUAUUGCGUGAGAUAGCAACGGAGACUUCGGCCAAAGCUAUGUGGGAUAAAUUGAAAGCCUUGUAUUCAGGUGGAGAUGGAAUUCUCAAAAUCACUCGAGGAGCUUUUGUUGUUAUGAAGGCACACAGAUCUGAUACUUUGUAUAUUUUGCAAGGAUCUAUUGUUACAGGUGCUGCUGCUGUUUCAACAUCAUCUGUAUCAGAUACAGAUAUCACCAAAUUAUGGCAUAUGCGUUUGGGGCACAUGAGUGAAAAAGGCUUGGGCAUACUGAGCAAAAGAGGACUUCUUUGUGGACAAAGUACCGGGCCAUUGGAAUUCUGUGAACAUUGUAUUUUUGGGAAGCAGAAAAGAGUCAGCUUCAGUUCACCAGCAAUUCACAAGACAAAAGGUACUCUUGAUUAUAUUCAUUCAGAUCUAUGGGGUCCUUCUCGUGCUCCUUCUAAAGGUGGUGCCAGGUACAUGUUGACUUUCAUUGAUGAUUAUUCAAAGAAAGUUUGGGAGUCUUCUAGUCCAUGUACUACUGAUAGUACACAGAAGCAGGUGGAGCUUGAUAUUGGCAGUUCUGGUCCUUCUCAAUCCAAAUCUUCUAUUCAGCAAGUGCCAGUAGAUGCACCUGAAUCUACUGUUGAAGAUAGUUCAGAAGAAGAGGAGUAUUCCAUAACCAGAGAUAGAGCAAGGAGAGACAUUCGAUCACCACAAAGAUAUGCAAAUUUAAAUGAAAUGUGGGUUCUUGUAAAGCCGCCAUCAGCUAAGAAAAUUGUUGGUUGCAAGUGGAUUUUCAAGAAAAAGGAAGGUAUUCCAGGGGUUGAAAAUGCAAGAUAUAAAGCACGAUUGGUUGCAAAGGGCUAUAGUCAGGUACAAGGUGUUGAUUUUAAUGAUAUAUUCUCACCUGUUGUUAAAUAUAGCUCUAUUCGUGUUUUGCUUGCUUUAGUUGCCAUGUAUAAUUUGGAGUUAGAACAACUCGACGUUAAGACAGCUUUCUUACAUGGCGAACUUGAAGAACAAAUUUAUAUGAGACAAUCUCAGGGUUUUGAAAUUGAAGCCUCCUUAGCCAUGUUCCCGCCCAAUAUUACCACUGAUCAGUCAUCUCUUCUUGCCUUGAGAGCUCACAUUUCAGUUGACCCUCUACAAAUCUUCGCCAAAAACUGGUCCGUUGGCUCUUCGGUCUGCGAAUGGAUUGGAGUCUCUUGUGGCUCUCGUCAUCGUAGAGUGACUGCCCUGAAUAUUUCAAGCAUGGGCCUUUCCGGCACCUUACCUCCACAACUGGGAAAUCUAUCAUUUCUUGUUUCUCUUGACAUGAGUGCGAACAACUUCCAUGGAGAACUACCACAUGAGUUUGUCGGAUUGCGACGAUUAAAACUACUUAAUUUGGGCGUCAACAAUCUUGAAGGAGAGCUCCCCCACUGGAUUGGUUCAUUUCAUCAGCUUCGUCACUUGAAUCUUAGAAACAAUAGUUUCACUGGUCUAAUCCCUUCUUCCAUCUCUAACAUGUCAAACCUACAGUAUAUACAUCUUUCGUUCAACCCUCUGCAAGGAAACAUUCCUAUAGGGAUUUUCAAUAUUUCCUCGCUGCAAGUGAUUAACCUUAGAAAUAAUGGCCUGUCCGGAGUUCUUCCAAGUGACAUGUGUUACCAUCUUCCUGGACUGAGUUUACUUAACCUAUCAUUUAACAAGUUCUAUGGUCAUUUACCAUCAAGUACUUUAGCUCAAUGUUCAGAACUUCGGGCGCUGUCUUUGUCUUACAACGAAUUUGGAGGUUCCAUACCAAAAGAAAUUGGAGCACUGAAGAAGCUUGAGGUGCUAUUCCUGGGUUACAACUAUUUAGAAGGUCAAAUUCCAAAAGAGAUUGGUAAUUCAACUAUGAUUAAAAUACAAAAUUUUGAACACAACAACUUAACAGGUAUAAUACCGCGAGAGAUUGGUAACUGGUACUUUCUCCAACAACUCGACAUGGAAUUCAAUAGCUUAACUGGUUCCAUACCAAUAGAGAUCUUCAACCUCUCAAAGUUGAGUGCUAUGUUACUUGUACAAAAUCAACUUUCAGGCAAUCUUCCAUCAACAUUCGGUUAUAGGCUUCCCAAUUUAGAAGGGCUUUUUCUCGGCAGUAAUCACCUUUUUGGAGCAUUACCUAGUUCAAUCUCAAAUUCUUCCAAUCUCCGUGUCAUAGAUAUUGGUGGUAACAAGUUCGCGGGUCCAAUUCCUACUUCCCUGGGGGACCUAAGUCACCUAGAAGUGCUGAUUCUAGAUGGCGACAAAUUAACGGGUGACUCCACAUCUCCAGAGUUGAGCUUCAUCACUUCAUUGGCAAAAUGCAAAUAUUUGGCAGCAUUGUCUUUGGAUGGCAAUCCAUUGAAUGGGAUCAUUCCAGACUCGGUCAGUAAUCUUUCAACUUCCCUUGAAGAACUAACUGCACCGAAUUGUAAAAUAAAGGGCAGCAUUCCUGAUGGAAUUGGAAACUUGACAAGUUUGAUCCUAUUAGAUCUAUCAAACAAUGACUUAACUGGGUCAUUGCCAGCUGCAAUAAAAGAUUUGCAAAAGCUUCAAUACAUGGAUCUCAGUAUGAACAAACUAAUUAGCAGAGUCCCCCUGCAUCUUCUUUGUGCUCUCCACAACUUGGAUACAAUGUACCUUGGACAAAAUCAAAUUAUGGCCUCAAUUCCAAAGUGCUUCGGAAAUCUUACUUCCCUGAGGCAUCUUGACCUAAGUUACAACAGGCUAUAUUCUGCUCCACCUGAGGAAAUAUGGAACCUAAAAGAUCUCUUGGAGCUUGACCUCUCCUCAAAUCUGCUUAGUGGAUCUUUGUCGUAUGCUAUUACGAAUAUGAAGAUGGCGAAUUGGGUUGAUUUGUCAGCCAAUCAGUUCUCAGGUGGCAUUCCUGACUCAAUUGGAGAUAUGCAGAACCUGCAAAAUCUUUCUUUAGCACACAACAAAUUGCAAGGAUCAAUCCCAGAAUCGAUUGGUAAGGUGUUCAGCUUGGAGUCAUUGGAUCUAUCACAUAACUUUCUCUCUGGAUCAAUUCCAAUGUCAAUGGAGAACCUUCGGUAUCUUAGACAUUUCAAUGUCUCUUUUAACAAUUUAAGUGGUGAAAUUCCAUCCAAAGGGCCAUUUACAAACUGCACUGCCGAAUCCUUCGCUUCAAAUCAAGCCCUCUGUGGAGCUCAAAGGUUUCUUGUGCCUCCAUGCCUAACUAUUUCAGCUCACAGAUCAAUAACAAAAAGAGUGCAUCGAACCAUUUUUAUUUCACUCGGGGUAAUAAUAGCAGUGGGAGCCUUGUCCUUUGGAUUUGUUUACCUGAGAUAUCGAAGGAAAGAUAAACUUCCCAAUGGAGCCAAUUUAUCCUUGGUUGCAAUGCCAGAAAGAAUUUCAUAUUUUGAACUUCUACAAGCAACUAACAGGUACAAUGAAAGCAAUUUGUUGGGGGCUGGAAGCUUUGGAUCUGUUUAUAGGGGCACUCUUGUUGACGGAAGGGCUGUGGCUGUUAAGGUGUUUAAUUCACAAAUGGAAGGAGCGUUCAAGAGUUUUGAUGUAGAAUGUGAAGUGUUGCGCAAUCUUCGCCAUCGAAACCUCACAAAAGUCAUCAGUAGUUGCUCUACCCCUGAGUUUAAGGCAUUAGUGCUUGAGUUCAUGCCUAAAGGAAGCCUCGAGAUGUGGUUGUAUUCGCACAACUAUUUUCUGGAUCUGAUGCAGAGAUUGGACAUAUUGAUUGAUGUGGCCUGUGCAUUGCAAUAUCUCCACUGUGAGUAUGCAACUCCAGUAAUUCAUUGUGAUCUAAAGCCAAGUAAUGUGCUGCUGGAUCAAGACAUGGUUGCCCAUCUAAGUGAUUUUGGCCUUACAAAGUUGUUGGGCGAGGAAAACAGCAUCACAUACACCGAAACACUAGCCACACUUGGCUAUCUCGCACCAGAGUAUGGGUUGGAAGGAUUGGUAUCAGCAAAAUGCGACAUCUACAGUUUUGGAAUCAUGAUAAUGGAAGUCUUCACGAGAACAAAUCCCAACAGUGAAAUGUUUGGUGAAAAAUUGAGCCUGAAGAGCUGGGUGGCUAAUUCAAUACCUGAUGGAUUAGCUAAUGUCAUCGAUGCUAAUUUGCUAAAGAAGAGUGAUAAAUGCAUUGGUGAAAAGCUAAGCUGCAUAGCCUCAAUCAUGAAAGUGGCUCUGGGCUGCACAAUGGAGUCUCCAAAAGAGAGAAGCAGCAUACAAGAUGUUCUUGUUGCGAUGAAAAAGAUCAAGCUUCAGUACACGAGUCCCCUCUGUUCAGGGGCUUAA